UGUGAUAUCAACAAACUUGUCUGCCAACGGUUUUCAACAGAUAUCGCGACAAUGGCCCAAGUUCCGGUCCAAACGAUCCAUAGGGAUCCCCAGUUAUUCUACUGGAUCCUCUUCCCCAUCACGAUCGUCAUGAUCCUGACGGGCGUACUCCGACACUAUGCGAGUGUGUUGAUGCAAUCCGCCCCCAAGAAGCUCGAUCAGAAGGCCAUCCGCGAACAGCGCUCCCUUCUCCAUGGAAUCAAUUUGCGCGGCAACUUCCACGCCCUCUCCAAGAAGUCGUUCGCCACACGCCGCGAUGCCCUAGUCACAGCCUUCGAGUCGGGCGCCUACCUUAAGGACCCUGAGCGCGCCGGACAGGGCCAGCCCAACCCACUGAGCGAUCCAAGCUCGAUGGAGGGCAUGAUGGGCAUGAUGAAGAACCAGAUGGCCAUGAUUAUCCCCAACACGCUGAUCAUGAGCUGGAUUAAUGCGUUCUUCAGUGGUUACGUUAUCAUGAAACUGCCUUUCCCUUUGACUAUCAAGUUCAAGAGCAUGCUUCAGGCUGGCGUCAUGACCAAGGAUAUGGAUCCCAGAUGGAUGUCCAGCAUCAGCUGGUACUUCCUCUGUAUCUUCGGUCUUCAGUCCGUCUUUAACUUCUUGCUCGGCAGCGAUAAUGCUGCAAGCCAAAUGGCUCAGCAGAUGGGAGGGAUGGGCGCGGCGCCCCAAAUGUUCGGCCCUGGCGUCGAUCCCGAUAAGCAGUUCAAGGCCGAGGCCGAGAACCUCGCAGUUAUCGAGCACUACUCGGUCCUCGACGAUGUUGAGGAGCGUCUUCUUGAGGGCAUUACGGUAUAAACUAAACAAAGGGCCUAACUUGAGAUGCCUCGAAACCAGACCACAAAAUCCUACACGCCGCCAUCAGUUUAGGGUGCAAAAUAAUAAUUGGAUAAUAAG
Molecule: messenger RNA, 930 nt
Organism: Neurospora tetrasperma FGSC 2508
Lineage: Eukaryota; Fungi; Ascomycota; Sordariomycetes; Sordariales; Sordariaceae
Exons: 5
Coding region: 52-831 (259 amino acids)
Biological process (GO): protein folding in endoplasmic reticulum
Cellular component (GO): EMC complex; membrane
Source: RefSeq, a predicted model, not a curated record